AUUUCAUCAGCAUUAAUGUGUGUUGGGCUGAAGCUGUUACUGAGAUGGAUCUGUUGGACGACUGGGAACAAAAGAAGACAACUAACGCUGGAGACUGAUGAACCACUGAAACCCUCAGACGGGUGGAGAGGCCGGGUGUCCUGGGGGGAGUUUAGCCUGACACUCCGCUGGGGACGACGAGGACGAGUUUGACCUGAGAAGAGCCGCAGCUGGCUGGUUAACAGGAGUUUGCAGGAGCGUCUCUCUGCGUCAGGAGGCUGCACAGACAGCAGAGGCGAGGCGGCAGCAUUUCAUCCAGCAGAGUGCACACAGGGGCGCUCCGGAUAACAAGCCAAAUUCUGCACUGCAGUGGAUUUCCUCAGGUGUGUGUGUGUGUGUGUGAGUGAGUGAGUGUGUAGAGGUGUGUGUGUGUGCAUGUGUGUGUGUGAGUGAGUGAGUGUGUAGAGGUGUGUGUGUGCAUGUGUGUGUGUGUGGGGGUACAGGCUCUGUUCACUUUCUCAUUAACAUCCGAAGAACCUGCAGAAGCUUUGGGGCAUCGUCUGGAGGUCGUCCCGUCCUCGGAAACUGUGCCACCAUCCGGUUUCUGCACCGCCCAGACCCCCACCUCCUCCUCUCCUCCUCCUCCUCUUCGUUAUCCCACCACAGGCAGAGUGUGGCGGCUCGUCCGUCCAUCUGUCCGUCUGUCCGGUCGGAUCAGAGAAGCCUGCAGGCCUCAGACUGGAGAGCCUGUGACUGACUGACUGCUUGGAUUUAUCCUGUGGAUUUCUGAGGCGCUGCACAGACACUGAACCACAUCUGCAGUCCCACAGCGGAGAGCAGCACUUGGAGGAACUUGUAGUUUUGGAUUAAGAAGGUUGGACCCACACUUCACCGAGUUGUAGUACUAAACAAAGUGUCACAUUUCACCUCAGGGAUCAGAUUUUUAUCAUUUCCAUGGUGUCAUCAGGACACAGUCAGCACGACACAGCAGAUCUCAGGCGCUGCAGGUGUUCAGGUGUGGGCUCCAGCUUCACCUCAGGGAUUUUUAUCUAACAGAGCGUCCGUUUGGUAUUUUUCACAGAGUUGAUUUCACUUUUACCGCAGUGAAUCUCAGGCAACAUCUGUAUUUUUUUUGGCUUCAGAACGACCUAUGAACUCCUGUCACCAUGACGUCUGACAGUUUCCAGUACCGCGCGCUCUUUGAGUACAAGCGGGAGCGCGGUGAUGACAUCAGCCUCCAGCCAGGCGACCUGCUCACCGUCCCCAAGGCCUCGCUGAUGGCCGUGCCGGGGCUGGACUACCAGGACGGGGACGAGCGGAGCCCCAAAGGCUGGCUGCACGGCACCAACGAGAGGACCAAGGAGAAGGGAGACUUUCCAGGGACGUUUGUGGAGUACGUCGGCGUGCUGAGGGCCGGCCCUCCUGCGGCUAAAUCCUGGCCCAGGCCGGUGCCGCCGACCCCCGGGGGCCUACAGACCACUGGAGGGGCCCAGGCUCCUGGAGCAGCUGCUGCUGCAGGUGUGGAGGCGGAGCUUCUGUCCGACGCGGCGCCUGUGGUGGUUUGGAGGCUCGUCGAGGCCGUGGAGAAACACGGUCUGAGCAGUGAGUCUCUGUAUCGAGCUCCUCCGUCCUCCAGCGGCCCUGCGGAGCUGCGACAGGCUCUGGACUCAGAUCCCUUCUCAGCGGAUCUGGAUCAGUACGAUGUGGUUCCUCUGACUGAUGCUCUCAGAGGUUUCCUGCAGGAUCGGCCCGCCCCGAUCAUCCCCGCCACAGUCUACAGCGAGCUGGUCUACACUGCUCAAGAGAGUCAGACUGUGGAGGAGUGCGGGGAGAGGCUGAAGAGGAUCCUGGAUUCUCCCAGCAUCCCUCAGGCCAACCACCAGCUCCUGGUCCACCUGAGCAGACACCUGGCCCGGGUCAGCCAGCUCGGUCCGACCGGCCCCCGGCUGCUGGGACAGGCCUUCGCCGAGGCCGUCUUCAAGCACUCUGCCCUCAGUGUGGAUGUGAACCCGGAGCAUCACGUCAGGAUCUUGGAGGCUCUCAUUGGAACGGGAGGACUGAUGGAGAUGCAGGCGGCACCAGCUCUUCCCCCGAAGCCAGCGAAGCCCCAGCAGCCCUCCUCGGUCGGGGUGGGAGGAGGCAGCAGCAACGGUGCCAAGGAUGGAGGAGCAGGAGGUUCACUGCAGGAGGCCGAGUGGUACUGGGGAGACAUAUCCAGGGAGGAGGUCAAUGAUAAGCUCAGAGACAUGCCCGAUGGAACUUUUCUGGUUCGGGAUGCUUCCACCAAGAUGCAGGGCGACUACACGCUCACACUGAGGAAAGGGGGCAACAACAAGCUGAUAAAGAUCUACCAUCGGGACGGGAAGUACGGCUUCUCCGACCCGCUGACGUUCAGCUCAGUGGUGGAGCUCAUCAGCCACUACAGACACGAGUCUCUGGCUCAGUACAACACCAAACUGGAUGUCAAACUCAUGUACCCCAUCUCUCGCUUCCAGCAGGACCAGCUGGUAAAGGAGGAUAAUAUUGAUGCUGUUGGGAAGAAGCUGCAGGAAUACCACAAUCAGUACCAAGAGAAGAGCAAAGAGUACGACAGACUGUACGAAGAAUACACCAAGACGUCGCAGGAGAUCCAGAUGAAGCGAACAGCCAUCGAAGCCUUCAACGAGACCAUCAAGAUCUUCGAGGAGCAGUGCCACACACAGGAGCGCUACAGCAAGGACUACAUCGAGCGCUUCCGCCGCGAGGGCAACGACAAGGAGAUCGAGCGGAUCAUGAUGAACUACGAGAAGCUCAAGUCUCGGCUCGGAGAGAUCCACGACAGCAAAGUGCGCCUGGAGCAGGACCUGAAGACACAAGCCAUGGACAACCGCGAGACGGACAAAAAGAUGAACAGCCUGAAGCCUGACCUCAUACAGCUCCGCAAGAUCAGGGACCAGUAUCUUGUCUGGCUCAAUCACAAAGGAGUUCGUCAGAAACGAAUUAACGACUGGCUGGGAAUCAAGAACGAGAACACUGACGAAGGCUACUUUGUGAACGAGGAGGAUGAGAACUUGCCUCACUACGAUGAGAAGAGCUGGUUCGUCGGGGACCUGAACAGGACGCAGGCGGAGGAGCUGCUCCUCGGGAAGCCGGACGGAGCGUUUCUCAUCCGGGAAAGCAGCAAAAAGGGCUGCUACGCCUGCUCUGUAGUCGUCGAAGGUGAGGUGAAGCACUGCGUGAUCUACAGCACACCGCGCGGCUUCGGCUUCGCUGAGCCCUACAACCUGUACAGCAGCCUGAAGGACCUGGUGCUCCACUACCACCAGGCCUCCCUGGUGCAGCACAACGACUCGCUCAACGUGCGCCUCGCAUACCCCGUCUACGCACAGAUGCCCUCCGGACGCAGAUGAACCCCACCCGCCUAGCCACACCCCCACAUAGACAACAAACCAACCCCCCUCUCGGGGAAGGGAGAACGGGGAGAGUGAAGGAGGGAGGGGGGAUUGGUUGAAAUACAAAGCAACCCCAACACCAGACCCGAUAAAGAUAGAAACAAAGUAAACACUUGCUGCAACACACACGUCAGCCACCUUGGAGUUAUAUAUUUUUACAAGAACAAUUUCGGAGGGCAUUCUUUCUAAAGACUGCUUGAUUUGCACAAGGAAGUUUUAAAUGUUUGUGAAUGUGAAAAAAAGAAGUGACUGAAAGAAGGAAGGAAGGAAACGGAGUAGGAGACUUCAGAGUUUCAGGUUGACCCCGCUGCUACCUAAACUCCAGCUCAGACUUUUUACCAGAAACUCAGAAACCACACGAAUGACGACAAAGACGACGACAAAACAUUCCCGUUUUAACACCUUUUUGUUUCCCGUUAUUUUGACUUUCCACCUCAGAUGGUUCUAUGACGACCUUGUUGUUUUGUUUCUGGAGUCGUCUCCAUGUUUCCGAUGUUUCCUUUUGUUUACUUCGACGAGGAGAUGAUGUCAAGUGUCUGUUCUCUGUCCCUCUCCGUACGAAAAGCAAAAAUAAUGUAGCAUAACAAGACAAUGGACACUUGUUUCAUGAAGUGUUCCUCCAUGUAGACUGCUGCUGAAGGGUUAAGGGGGAGGGUGGGGGGCGCAAGUGACACCCAACAGUUUUAAAAGAAGGACUCAAGGCUUGCUUUUAUACUAACUGCAAAGGGUUUCUUUAUGUUUGCUUUGCUGGAACAUAGUUUUUUGUUUUGCCAAUGUGUAAAAGGCAACACGGAUCAGAACCAGAGACCAAAGUUGGUGUUAAGAGGGAGGGAGGGCAAAGAGGUAACAGCCAGAGUGUUUCUUUUUCUUUCUUUUCCUUUUUGUGAAUGGAGAAAGCAGCGAAGAAAAGCAAACGAAUGGUGUGUUUGAGACCACACAUAAAACCGAGUUUUGGGCCACGUGCUUGUGAGCCAAAUAGCCUUUUUGGAAAACCAAAUGGUACGUAAACAGAAACACCAGGACCUUCUGUUAAUACAGAUGGUCGAGGACGAAGCACUUAAACAAGUCCCAUCUGUGACCUCGGCGCUCUGUGUGUUCUCUGGGACUCCCUGAACUCCCAAAAGUGACUAGUUUACAGAACUGAUCCUUAAUUGGCAGCUACAAUUAUUUUUAUUAUCUUAAAGAACAACUGAGAAAACGCUCAUCAGAUGCAGCCCAAGAAAAAAGAUUAUUAGAAAGUUUCCCAGCGGAGAGAUUCAGCGACGUCACACAGCUUCAGAGCGCCGAGGUCACAGAUGUUGCUACACUUAAACCAGACGAGAAAAUGUUACAAAAGGUCACUUUCACCAAAAUAAUCCUUAGGAAGGAAAAACACGAAAAGUCUGACCUGGAACCUGAAACCCAUUUUAUGUGUGGUGUAAAAAGAGUGAGAGUUAACAUGAGAACAUGCUAAACGACUGUGGGUUGAAAAACUGGGACUGAUUGUGACUUUUUCAGAAAUAAUAAGCUUUGAUUAAAAAAAAAAAAGAAGAAGAAAAAUGUUUUAAGUGUAACACAGAGACGGAGGCGAUGUCCCGAGCUGAAGACACAGGCUUUAGAAGAAAAUACUGAAAACUUGAAAGAACGUGCAAUCUAGCGUUGUGUCCUUCAGCAGUCAGAGAGAGAGAGAGAUGCACUACGGUCCGAGAUAAUCAGAGUGCACAGUGAAGCUUUUGGAGUGAAAUUAAGUUUUUUUUGUUUGUUUGUUUGUCAGAUUGUUUAGUUCCCCCCCCUUUUUUUUUUUUUCCACACUCAGAACUUCUUGCCGGUGCUUGGCUUUAUAACCAGUGGGAGCAUCACACAAUAAAAAAUAUCUUUGGAAAAACUGAAGACAAAAACACAA
This is a messenger RNA of Acanthopagrus latus (yellowfin seabream), 5292 nucleotides long. RefSeq names its product phosphoinositide-3-kinase, regulatory subunit 3b (gamma) (gene pik3r3b). Gene Ontology annotation, cellular component: phosphatidylinositol 3-kinase complex. The coding region runs from base 1146 to 3368 and encodes 740 amino acids. The record is from RefSeq and is a predicted model, not a curated record. Gene Ontology annotation, biological process: phosphatidylinositol phosphate biosynthetic process; insulin receptor signaling pathway. NCBI's taxonomy places the organism in Eukaryota, Metazoa, Chordata, Actinopteri, Spariformes, Sparidae. The transcript has 16 exons. Gene Ontology annotation, molecular function: 1-phosphatidylinositol-3-kinase regulator activity; protein binding.